Aspergillus neoniger CBS 115656 is the source of this 225-nucleotide messenger RNA. The record is from RefSeq and is a predicted model, not a curated record. NCBI's taxonomy places the organism in Eukaryota, Fungi, Ascomycota, Eurotiomycetes, Eurotiales, Aspergillaceae.
AGGGUGUGGAAAACAGGGCUUCCCGUCCGCUCAGCCGUACUUAAGCCACACGCCGGGAGGUUAGUAGUUGGGUGGGUGACCACCAGCGAAUCCCUUCUGUUGUAUGUUUUUGCUUUUUGUGUUUUAUUUUACCUAGAAUUAGUUUGCUUGCUUCUCUCGGGUAUAUUUUUGAUGUACGGAACAUCUAUGAGUCUGCAUUGUGUGUGGUGUGGUGUGGCGAAAUAG